This is a messenger RNA of Dichomitus squalens LYAD-421 SS1, 228 nucleotides long. RefSeq lists its product as uncharacterized. The record is from RefSeq and is a predicted model, not a curated record. NCBI's taxonomy places the organism in Eukaryota, Fungi, Basidiomycota, Agaricomycetes, Polyporales, Polyporaceae. Bases 1 to 228 code for a protein of 75 amino acids. The transcript is spliced from 2 exons.
AUGAUCCGCAACCUCUUUGUCGACGGCAAGGCGGGUGCAAACGCGAUCAAUCCGUCGCCGUAUGCCAGUCGAUCGGCUCUCAACAUCUUUCUUUUGCUCAUUUCCAGCAUUGGGACCGAGUCCAUGUCCGACCCUGUCAUGUCAGAGGUCCUCCGCAUUGAGCGCCAGUUCAUGAACGUGACUGGCUCCGUUUCGAAGGCAGUCGAAUUCUUCCCCGCCGGAUCAUGA